Messenger RNA from Doryrhamphus excisus (bluestripe pipefish), 3144 nucleotides. It is a transcript of the gene tmem265, whose product is annotated as transmembrane protein 265. Lineage: Eukaryota; Metazoa; Chordata; Actinopteri; Syngnathiformes; Syngnathidae. The record is from RefSeq and is a predicted model, not a curated record.
UCGGAGGCGUUGCGCAUCGCCGCCGCCGAGCGCUUCCGCUCCACUUCGGACCCCCUCCUCGCAGCCCCCCGCCCCCCGAACCGGAGCCCCCCGAACCGGAGCCCCCCGGCCGAGCGCAAGCAACAGCGGAUGCUCUCCGCUUGGCGAAGCGACACUGCGGCGAGCCGAUCGAAUCCUCCUCCGCCUCCUCUAUCUCCUCCUCUCGGAUCCCCCAAAGCACGGAGCCCGUGUUCGAUGCCACAUCUGCACCGGAGGAUGUCUUUCUUCUUCUUCUUGGGAUAAACUCGCCUCCGCACGCAACCCGGACCCUGAGACUCCAUCGUCGGCAGUAAAAAAAAAAAAAAAAAAGCCACUUUAUUGGUCACAGACAUCGCCUCGACUUGGUGGGAAUCGAGCCUGGAGCAUCUUCGGAGCAGCCCGGGUGCAAAGACGAAUGGUUCCGGCAUGGUGCCCACGCCCCAGGUGUGCGUCUCCACCCUGGUCACGGUGAGCACCAUGGCGGUGGUGGACCUCUACCUGCUGGAGCAGAGCAUGCUGGGGCCUCGCGGGGCCCCGGGCCCGAGCGCGUGGCAGUGCGUGGCCGUGUUGCUGGGCGACCUGGGCUUCCUCCUGGCGCUGCGCUUCGUGUCGGCCGGCGUGGUGUCGGAGGCGCGCUCGUCCCGGCGAGGCUUCGCCAACGCCCUGUGGUUCCUCUUCCUGUCGCUGCUGCAGCUCAAGCUCUUCUUCGUGUGCCACAACUACAGGCAGGAGCGGCGGCCGCCCGACCCGCUCGCCAGGAAGGUCCUGACGCUUCUGCUGUCCAUCUGCCUGCCGUCGCUGUUUCUCAUCCUCACAGGCGCCGACUACAUGACGCCGCAACGCAGGAAACAGGAAGUGCGGGGACGGCUGCUGUGGGUGGUGGUGGACCUUCUGGACGUGCUGGAUCUGCAGGCCGGCCUGUGGGAGGCCCAAGGCGGGGCUCCGGGGCCGAAGCUGCCCAUUUGGGCGGAAGGCUUGGUCUUCUUUUACUGCUACGCCCUCCUGCUGCUGCUGCCGUGCGUGGCGCUGACGGAACUGGGGGCCACGGGUCUUCCGGGGCAGCGGGGGCCCCGUAAGGAGGCCUUGUACCCGUGGCUCAGCCUGGUCACUAUCAACAUCUUCACCCUGGGACUGAGGGGGGCGGGCAUGCUGUGGUACAGGGACCCCCGAGUGUCCACCGUGUUCCUGGGGAAGAACCUGCUGGCGCUGGCCGUGAAGCUGACCUCGGCCUGGGGGAGACACAAGCAGGAGCGCGGUCCCGGCGGGGCCGGGGCGGCGGCCGGAGCCGAACCCAAAGAGUCGACAACGCCGAGCCGGAGCUCGGAGCGGGGGGAGGGCCAGUCCCAAGGGGGCGUGGCCUCCUCUCACUAUCACACACUGUCGUGCUCGCAAAGCCACGCCCUCGCCCACGUCAGCCCCGGGCACACGGAAGCACCCUUGGCUCAGUCCUUCAUCUCCCAUGAACUCUAGACUCCAACGCGGGCACAAAAACACCGGAUGCAGAUCUAUGCACACCCACUGCAAAAAAAAAAAAACUCGGAUUUUGUUUUCUUGUACGACUUGGCGUCAUGGCGUGUUGAUGGGCGUUAAAGGAAACCUCAUUCCCAAUCCUGAUGUGACACGUGAACACACAAGCGAGGAAAAACAGUUAGCAUGAGGGAGCUAACAAAGCACAUCGCGGGUCUAAUUAUGAAGCCCACCAGGAAGGUUGACGGUAACGUAACGUGCUAGCAUGGAUGGUUUAUGGUAAUGGUAAUGGUAAUGGUUUAAUUCCAUUUAAACAUGCAUCAGAUUCCAAUUGAGUGCAUCCCAUAAUCAGUUCCCAGUUCCACAUGUCAAAAAGGAGUAGGAAGAAGCAAAGCUUAUUAAAUCCUACCCCUCCAUCUGGUACUUUUACAAUCACUAACUGUUACAUUUGUUCACUUCCUGCUUUCCUAAUAUCAUAAAAAAAAAAUUUUAAUUAAUUUUAAUUUUUACAAAACAGUCACUGUUACAUUUGUUCACUUCCUGCUUUCCUAAUAUAAAUUUAAGUUUUUUUAAAUUAAUUUUAAAAUUGUUUAAAUUUAAAUUUAAAUUUUUACAAUCAAAACUGUUACAUUUGUUCACUUCCUGCUUUCUUAAUAUCAUUUAAUUUUUUAAACUAAUUUUAAUUUUACUUUUUACAAUCAGUAACUGUUAUUUGUUCACUUCCUGCUUUCCUAAUAUAAUUUAAGUGUAUUUUAAUUAAUUUAACAUUUUUUUUAAUUUUAAUUAAAAUUUUUACAAUCAGUAAAUUGUUACAUUUGUUCACUUCCUGCUUUCCUAAUAUCAUUUAAUUUUUUUAAAUUAAUUUUAAUCUUAACAAUCAACUGUUACAUUUGUUCACUUCCUGCUUUCCUAAUAUCAUUUAAGUUUUUUUAAUACAUUUUUUUAAAUUUUAAUUUUUACAAUCAGUAACUGUUAGAUUUGUUCACUUCCUGCUUUCCUAAUAUAAUUUAAGUUUUUUUAAUUAAUUUAAAAAAUAAUUUUAAUUAAAAUUUUUACAAUCAGUAACUGUUCCGUUUGUUCACUUCCUGCUUUCCUAAUAUCAUUUAAGUUUUUUUAAUUAAUUUUAAUUUUAACAAUCAAUAACUGUUACAUUUGUUCACUUCCUGCUUUCCUAAUAUCAUGUAAGUUUUUUUAAUACAUUUUUAAAAAUUUAAAUUUUUACAAUCAGUAACUUACAUUUGUUCACUUCCUGCUUUCCUAAUAUCAUUUAAGUUUUUUUUAAAUUAAUUUAAAAAAUUAUUUAAUUUUAACAAUCAAUAACUGUUACAUUCGGAGCUUGGUUCAUACGGAGGUCACAGUAUGUAAAUACAACGUGGCGUAAUUAUGACACGCGUCGUUAGCUCCCACAUGCUAGCUGUUUUUCUGUCUUUAUAGCACAGAGAAAGGAAAGACGUGUGGUCAUGUUUCACAUCUGAAGGUUCCUAACUUGGGAUUAUUCCCGGGAAUGUACGUAUGUGUCUUUGUGUUUUAUAGUGCCGGUUGUAUCGUCCGUCCUGCAUUUGUAGCUUUCAAUUCUUUUUCAAGACCAAGAGUCAAGUCAUCGUGUGGCGUUGAGGCUGCAAUUAACUUAUUUGUACAUCUUUAAAAAAAAAAACAAAA